Messenger RNA from Pelobates fuscus (common spadefoot toad), 3535 nucleotides. It is a transcript of the gene NELL1, whose product is annotated as neural EGFL like 1. The record is from RefSeq and is a predicted model, not a curated record. Gene Ontology annotation, cellular component: cytoplasm. The coding region runs from base 70 to 2496 and encodes 808 amino acids. Lineage: Eukaryota; Metazoa; Chordata; Amphibia; Anura; Pelobatidae. The transcript is spliced from 20 exons. Gene Ontology annotation, molecular function: heparin binding; protein kinase C binding; calcium ion binding. Gene Ontology annotation, biological process: regulation of osteoblast differentiation; positive regulation of ossification.
GCAGCAGGACCAGUCCCUAACUUUCCCUGUGUGCCCAGGAUUAUCGGGGGGACCUGCACACACACACCCAUGGAUGGGAUCCUGGCUCUCUGGGCGUGUGUGCUCACUGCUAAAGCAGUGGUUGGAUUUGGAACAGACCCCGAUUUACAAAUUGAUAUAAUAACGGAACUGGAUAUUGUAAAUACCACAAGGGGCGUAACGCAGGUCACUGGAUUGCACAAUGGGAGUAAAGCAUUUUUAUUUCACGAUGUGGAGCGGGAAUUUCACACUGCGCCUCAUACAAGUGAGAAGGUGAUACAAUUGUUUAGGAAUAAAAGUGAAUUUACUUUCUUGGCCUCCAUACAGCAACGAUCAUCAACAUCGGGUGUAAUAUUGUCCAUCCGUGAGCUAGAACACAGCUUCUUUGAGUUGGAAAGCAGCGGAUUGAGGGAUGAAAUCAGAUAUCACUACAGAUUUAAUGGCAAGUCAAGAACAGAGGCCUUCCCAUACCGGCUUGCAGAUGGACAGUGGCACAAAAUCGCGCUCACUGUCAGUGCAAACCAUGUCUCACUGCACGUGGACUGUAAUAGAAUUUAUGAACGUGUCAUUGAUGCCCCUGAAACAAAUCUUUCACCUGGAAGCAGUUUGUGGCUUGGACAGAGGAACCGCAAACAUGGCUUCUUUAAGGGAGUUAUUCAAGAUGUGAAGAUCAUUUUUAUGCCCAAUGGAUACCUAAUGCAAUGCCCAAAUCUAAAUCGCACUUGUCCAACCUGCAGCGAUUUCUUGAGUCUGGUACAAGGGAUCAUGGAUCUUCAGGAGCUACUUGCAAAGAUGACAGCCAAGCUAAAUUAUGCAGAAACAAGACUGAGCCAACUGGAAAGUUGCCACUGUGAGAAGACGUGCCAGGUCCAUGGAGUGAUAUUCAGGGACAAAGAGUCCUGGGUGGAUGAUGACUUUUGCCGGAAUUGCACCUGCAAGAAUGGUGCAGUGGAAUGUAGAAGAAUGCUGUGUCCACCUAUCAACUGUUCCUCAGACUCCCUCCCAGUCCAUGUCCCCGGACAAUGCUGCAAAAUCUGCAGACCCAAAUGUGUUUAUGGUGAUAAGGUGUUUUCGGAGGGCCAAAGGAUUCUGACCAGGAGUUGCAGAGAAUGUACGAAUGGUGUCUUAGAGAAGAUUGUAGAGCAGUGUCCUCCGUUAAACUGUUCUGAAGAGGAUAGAAUUUUGCCAGAGAACAGCUGUUGUCAUGUGUGUAAAGGGCAUAAUUUCUGCGCUGAAGGCUACAGAUGUGGCGAGAACUCACAAUGCAAGAACUGGGACACUAAAUCCACCUGUGAGUGCCGGAGUGGCUUUAUACCGAUACAAGGAGACCCGUCAUAUUGUGAAGAUGUUGAUGAAUGCGCUGCCAAGAUGCAUUACUGCCAUGCCAAUACUGUGUGCGUGAAUCUGCCAGGAACGUACCGCUGCGACUGCGCGCCUGGAUUCAUCCGAGUCGAUGACUUCUCCUGCACAGAACGCGAUGAAUGUGUCCGAGGCCAAGCCACUUGUGAUGUGAAUGCUAUCUGCGCCAACUCUGUCAGAGGGCACAGCUGUACCUGCAAGCCCGGAUAUGUGGGGAAUGGGACCGUCUGCUGGGCUUUCUGCGAAGAAGGUUGUAGAUAUGGCGGAACAUGUGUUGCUCCUAAUAAAUGUGCCUGUCCUCCUGGAUUCACAGGAAGUCACUGCGAGAAAGAUAUUGAUGAGUGCGCAGAGGGGAUCAUUACGUGUCACAACCAUUCUCGUUGCACUAAUCUCCCGGGGUGGUACCACUGCGAGUGCAGACGUGGUUUCAGUGACAACGGGACCUACUCAUUAUCUGGGGAGUCCUGUGUCGAUAUCAAUGAAUGUGCCUUAAAAACACACACGUGUUGGAACGACUCGGCUUGUGUAAACCUGGAAGGGGGAUUUGAUUGCCUAUGUCCAUCUGGACCAUCUUGCACAGGAGACUGCCCUCACGAGGGAGCACUGAAAAGGAACGGGCAAGUGUGGACCCUCAAAGAAGACAGGUGUUCGGUGUGUUCAUGCAAGGAUGGGAAAAUAUUUUGUCGAAGGACAGCUUGUGAUUGCCAGAAUCCCAGUGUGGACCUUUUCUGCUGUCCAGAGUGUGACACUCGAGUCACCAGUCAGUGUUUGGAUCAAGAUGGACACAAACUUUACCACAGUGGUGAUAACUGGACUUAUGAAUGCCAACAGUGCCGUUGCAUGGAAGGAGAGGUGGACUGCUGGCCCAUGACAUGUCCGACCCUAAAUUGCGAAUAUACUGCAGUUUCUGAAGGUGAAUGCUGUCCGCACUGUGUAGAAGAUCCCUGCUUAGCAGACAAUGUCACUUAUGACAUAAAAAAAACCUGCCAAGACAAUCAUGGAAUAGCACGGCUCAGUGGAGCUGUGUGGACGAUGGUGGGAUCUCCAUGUACAACAUGCAAAUGCAAGAAUGGAAGUGUCUGCUGCUCCGUGGAUCUAGAAUGUCUGUACAAUAACUAAACUUUAACCAAGGGACUCUCGUGGGAGACAAAUUCUGAUGCAGUUUCCAUGGAUAACUGAGAAAGUGAACAAGUCAGUGUUUUAUAAAAGAGACACUCGCCAAAGGAGGAGAUCUGGGACCUUAUGCUAUGUUUCCUCUAGCUAAUCUCGUUUAGGUGGCCUCCAGCUAAGCGAGCAAAAAGUUAGAAGAUCUUAACCAUUUUUCUGCCAUGUCAUCAUUUUCAAGGCUGUUGCCGCAGCAGCGAAGUGGUUAACAAUCUCAAUGUUGUGACCCACAGACUUUACUUGUUACAUUGGCAAAUAUUUUUAAUUUAUUUAUAGUAAAACGUUGAUGUAUAUUCAUUUUCUCUUUGCGUGCAGACAUCAGGGUCAAAGAGAUUUUAUUUUGGGGGGAUGGAAUGGAGUGAACUACAAAAUAGGGCUGUUUGGUGUCUGUCAUUCAUCUCAAACUUAGUUCUAAGGUCCCUGUCUGAUGUAUUGAUGAAAAUAUGUAUGUAUGUACAGUAUAAUUGCAUAGUACCUCUGUUUCAUUGCUGUAAAUUCAAAGAAAAUAGAGUAACACAAGCUUUUCUUAUAUCGGGGGAAAACGGUCUCCGAUCAAACACAAGAACUAAUAACAGGACAUUAGCAAUCUAAUGAUGUAUUCUUCAUUCCUGUGUGACGGCGUUGGUAUUGAGCACCGGCAUACAGCACCGGCACCCCGAGCCAUGAUAGGCCAACACUGACCGGGUUCACAAGACAAACUAAGCUCUCUGUGAAAUGGUUCUCCAUCAUGUAUGUUUUUUUGCAAAUCAAAUUCAUUUUCAACCUUAGUACAAUGCAAACAUUAAAAAGGUCACCUAUCAUAAAUCUGAAUCCAGCAUUAGUUCCGCACCACAAAGGACAUCCAAGACAUAAGAAGGAAAGCAAAGAGGUAACACGCAGAGACACUGUUUAUAAUUUAAUAAUAUAAUUUAACAAUCUAUUGAACUAUGCGAGAAUUAUUUUCACCAAACAGUUAUUUUCCAAAUGUCAUAUAUAACAAUGAUAUUAGGGGACU